Saccharomyces cerevisiae S288C is the source of this 210-nucleotide messenger RNA. RefSeq lists its product as uncharacterized. NCBI's taxonomy places the organism in Eukaryota, Fungi, Ascomycota, Saccharomycetes, Saccharomycetales, Saccharomycetaceae. The record is from RefSeq and is marked reviewed. The transcript has a single exon. Bases 1 to 210 code for a protein of 69 amino acids.
AUGCUGGUUCCCAUGCAUAACUCACCCACGGCCGCCAACGGCCGCUUAUCACUUACUGUCGCCAGCUCCGGUCUUAGAAAGGGUAAAAAAAACCGGGUGUAUACUAUACACUCAUACAUCCGCUCACCCGUUUCCAGUAGUGAAUUUUCAUUUUCUGUACGAAGGCAAUAUAAGCUGACGAUCCGCAUAAAGCAGAAGACUCAUUUGUAA